AUGAGUAUGAGUACUAUAUCCAAUACAAAGAACGAGGCAAAGAGGAUGCAAGCUUUGCUUGAACUCUUUCAGUCGGAGGCGGAGUAUACUUAUGAUUUGAUUUUAUGGACGAGGACUUUCAAGCACUUGGUAGUCAAUACUUCCAACCUUUCGACAUAUAACAAGCAAGUCUUUAUUUCUAAUGUGAUGCUUAAUUCACAAUCUAUCUUUGAUCUUCACGAUGAGAUCUUUCAAGUAAUGUGCACGACCUUUUCCAUGGCCCGGAAUACACCGAAGGAAGUCUUCUUAGCUAUGGAAAUCUCGACUGAGCAGGUUGAGGAAGUAUGUUCGGCCAUUAUCAAGCGCAAGGCAAGAAUGUUGCAGAUCUAUUCUGAGUAUGCUAAUCGGGUGCCCCAAGCUACUGGGGAUAUGGAGAGAUUAUUAGGUGAGAAUCCGGCUUUUGAUAGUGAGGCUUCUGAAGUACUGAUGCGGAUGAACCGAUUGCAUCUGGGGUACUCGCACUUUAUUAUGCGGCCAAUGCAGAAGAUUGCCCGAUACCCUUUGUUGUUGCAGGCUAUCCACAAGAAAGCACGUGAGAAUGAAGUAAACAUUCUUGAAGAGACAAGUCAGGCCAUCCAGCAGAUCAAUAUCAUGGUUAACCAAAAUGUCCAGUACUCUGCCAAUUACUUUACGCUCUACCAUUUAGUGCAUACUUCUAAUAUUCGUGACACACAUAACCAAGUCUCAGCUGGGAUUAUGCAGAAGGACCGGAAACUCAUUCGCCUGGAAGAAAUGACUUUACAGGCCGAUCGGUCUAAACAGUCCGUUACAGUGGUGCUCCUAGAUAAUUGUAUGUUUAUCUUGUAUAAUAUUAUUCGGACGGCCUCCAGUUCAACUGCCAAUCACCAGAACGUCUAUGAAAAGAAGAUCCUUAAUGGGUUUAUGCCUUUAAACAAUAUCACCGCUGAACUAGUUAAACAUCCAGUCACUGGUGAUAUUUACCAACUCUUAAUUAGCUGUAAAGACCAGACUUACUGUUUAGAAGGAGCUGAAUGGUUGCUUGAAGGUAUGUGCAAAGACAUUGUUGAUACGAUCGCCGUGGAAAAGGAUAAGUUUAUUCCGAUUACUGUGCAACAACUAGAACUAAACCCACCUGGUGAGAACGUUUCCCUAGCUGUCAUACGUCCUAAUCCUAACUACGCACCCGAGGAAGAACUUUCCAUUACCGCUAUUGGAGAUUUAGCUCUAGGCUGUACUACCGGCCUAUCUAUCAUAACACCAGCCCAAACAGCGACUAUUUCUAGCAAAGAGACCAACCAAGUCUGGUAUGUCGCCCAUCUUAAUACUCUUUUCUUUCGCAGUCUCCGCACGUUGUACUACACCAUUAUCCAUGAAGAUUUGGCCAAUCUUAGCUUGAAACGUUUAUCUGGAUCCGUUUCAUCCUUCUUUCUUGACCAGUGCCAGCUAGCCGAUAAUACCGAUCCAAUUGACUACCUAGUGGUCAAGCAGGUAGGUUUCUUAGGCUCGGAAGAACUGUUUGUCUACAAACUUCUCAUGAAUGCCACGGAAUCUUCAUUGAACAAAGAGACUUAUCGCCGUAUGUACAUGGCCGGUGACAUUAACUCAAUAGCCUUAUUUGGCACGCAUAUAGCCAUUGCCUCCAAUGAUUUUGAACUGAUAGAUUUAGAAGAUCUAACUACCCAAGAACUUCUAGAUCCCCUUGAUAAAACAAUCUCUCUCUAUGUAGACAAGAACAAAACCAAGCCACUAUCAAUAGUCAAAAUUGAACCGGGUAUUUAUUUAGUAUUUUUCAGUCAUUUAGGUUUCUUUAUCAACCAGUACGGUACUCGCAAAAGAACUAGCAUUCUUUUUCUUUGGUUGAUGGAAGCCAACGAUGUUUUUCUUUUUCAAAAUUAUGUAGUUGCUAUCAAUACUACCCAAGUUAAAAUUUUCACACUUUCUGAUGGUAUUCUUCGCGGGAUCUUAAACAUCUCUAAUGCUAAGAAAUUGAUCCACCCACAAUACUUGCUAAUCUAUAAUGAUAUCUAUUUAUAUCGGAUAACCAUGGCCCAAACCCAAUAA
Molecule: messenger RNA, 2061 nt
Organism: Nematocida homosporus
Lineage: Eukaryota; Fungi; Microsporidia
Exons: 1
Coding region: 1-2061 (686 amino acids)
Molecular function (GO): guanyl-nucleotide exchange factor activity
Source: RefSeq, a predicted model, not a curated record